This is a messenger RNA of Erythranthe guttata (spotted monkey flower), 1492 nucleotides long. NCBI's taxonomy places the organism in Eukaryota, Viridiplantae, Streptophyta, Magnoliopsida, Lamiales, Phrymaceae. The record is from RefSeq and is a predicted model, not a curated record.
AUGGACUACCUCCACCACCACCGCACCUCUUCCUCCGCCUGUGUGGGAGGAGUAGGAGUGGAAAUCGGAAUGGAAUAUCCGAAUUCUGCCAAUUUCGGUCCGAAAAUAUUCGAAUUUGAAACCGUAUUUUUCAUUCCGAUUUCUGAAGUUCCAGUUUCCGAUUUUUCCGAAUUUAUUUGGAAUAACAUCGGAAUGCUGGCUGGCUUAACCCUCUUGCUUCGACGUUGGUCCACAUUUCAUUUAUCAUGUGCAGUGAAAAACUUGAACAACUCCAAUUUGAAGAAGGCAGCAAUCACUCCAUUGAACAUUUCUUGCUGGAGAAGGUACAGUGGCAGCACGAGUGGUCUUUCACCCGAAAGCUACCGUAGUCAAAGUCACCAUAUCCUUCAAAAUAGCGGACUUCAGCACCAUUUCAAGAAUUGGCAAAACUUGAGAAAGCAUAAACUAACAGCAAGUACUUUUGCCCUAGCAGUCGGUUUUUGGCCACGUGGACGGACCAAAUUAUGGCUGGAGAAGAUCGGAACAAACGAACCCUUCUCUGGCAACCUAGCUACAUGUUGGAGCAACAUUAACGAAGAGGAAGCACUCAAAAAAUAUAUACAAAUGUAUGAAGAUUAUGGAAAUAGGUUGUUAUUUAUAUCAAAACCCGAAUUUCAGGUCUAUGGGAAGAACAACCCUGAUGAUAAUUGGCUCGCAGCUUCACCUGACAGAGCUAUCGACGGAUUUAAAGACAAAACUGAUUUUUAUUGGGAACCCACUAGUGGCGUUCUUGAAAUUAAAUGCCCGUAUUUCGGUGGUGAAGCGAACAUAGCCUUCCCAUGGAAACGAGUCCCUCUGCAUUACAUCCCCCAAGCUCAGGGUUUGAUGGAAAUACUCGACCGUGAUUGGAUGGACAUGUAUUGCUACACAGUUAACGGGAGUAGUUUGUUUAGGUUAUACCGAAAUCAAGAGUAUUGGAAAAUCUUGAAGAUAGCGUUGUCUGAUUUCUGGUGGAACCAUGUCCAGCCAGCAAAGGAGAUAAUCAGUACAAGGGUGAUUACCAAUCCGCUUACCGAACUAAGUUGUCUAAGGCCAACCCCUAAGCACGAACUUCAUCAGUGCAUUGUGCAUGCAAGCAAGCUGCUUGUCGACGACUCGGAUAUGUUGUGGCGGGAAAUUUGCGUGGCGAAUUCAAGACCACGAUAUAAUUACAGCAGAAGAGCUAUAUGAUGGAGGGUCUUGAUAUAGUACACAGCAGAUUCAAAGCUUUAUAUAUACUUACAUGUUUGUUUUACAUACAUGGAAUUAGGCGUCGAGGAUAUAGGAUACGCACGGCAUAGAUACGAAUUGGAAAGUCUAGGAGAAUUUUCGAAUUCCGGCAAUUAAAAUCCCGGAAAAAGAUUCGAUCUUGGAGCAAUAUUUUUCCUUCCGAAUUCAUUUCCGAUUUUUUUAUUGGAAGUAAUGUACUAUUUAUAUUUCCGAAAUCAAUUCCAAGAGUUAAGAUUUUUUUUUC